Sus scrofa (pig) is the source of this 3506-nucleotide messenger RNA. It is a transcript of the gene FOXC1, whose product is annotated as forkhead box C1. Gene Ontology annotation, molecular function: RNA polymerase II cis-regulatory region sequence-specific DNA binding; DNA-binding transcription factor activity, RNA polymerase II-specific. Gene Ontology annotation, biological process: anatomical structure morphogenesis; regulation of transcription by RNA polymerase II; cell differentiation. NCBI's taxonomy places the organism in Eukaryota, Metazoa, Chordata, Mammalia, Artiodactyla, Suidae. The record is from RefSeq and is a predicted model, not a curated record.
UCGGGCCCGGACUCGGACUGGGCGGCCGGCCCGAGAGAGGGCGGGGGGCGGCGGCGGCGGCGGCGGCGGCGGCGAGCGGGGCCAUGCAGGCGCGCUACUCCGUGUCCAGCCCCAACUCCCUGGGAGUGGUGCCCUACCUCGGCGGCGAGCAGAGCUACUACCGCGCGGCGGCGGCGGCGGCCGGGGGCGGCUACAGCGCCAUGCCGGCCCCAAUGAGCGUGUACUCGCACCCGGCGCACGCCGAGCAGUACCCGGGCGGCAUGGCCCGCGCCUACGGGCCCUACACGCCGCAGCCGCAGCCCAAGGACAUGGUGAAGCCGCCCUACAGCUACAUCGCGCUCAUCACCAUGGCGAUCCAGAACGCGCCCGACAAGAAGAUCACCCUGAACGGCAUCUACCAGUUCAUCAUGGACCGCUUCCCCUUCUACCGGGACAACAAGCAGGGCUGGCAGAACAGCAUCCGCCACAACCUCUCGCUCAACGAGUGCUUCGUCAAGGUGCCGCGCGACGACAAGAAGCCGGGGAAGGGCAGCUACUGGACGCUGGACCCGGACUCCUACAACAUGUUCGAGAACGGCAGCUUCCUGCGGCGGCGGCGGCGCUUCAAGAAGAAGGACGCCGUGAAGGACAAGGAGGAGAAGGACCGGCUGCACCUCAAGGAGCCGCCGCCGCCGCCGCCGCCGCCCGGCCGUCCGGCCGCGCCCGCGCCGCCGGAGCAGGCCGACGGCGCCGCGUCCGGAGCGCAGCCGCCGCCCGUGCGCAUCCAGGACAUCAAAACCGAGAACGGUACGUGCCCCUCGCCGCCCCAGCCCCUGUCCCCGGCCGCCGCCCUGGGCAGCGGCAGCGCCGGCGCCGCCGCGGUGCCCAAAAUCGAAAGCCCCGACAGCAGCAGCAGCAGCCUGUCCAGCGGGGGCAGCCCCCCGGGCGGCCUGCCGGCGGCGCGGCCGCUGAGCCUGGACGGCGCGGAGCCCGGCCCGCCGCCCGCGCCCGCGCCGCCGCACAGCCAGGGCUUCAGCGUGGACAACAUCAUGACGUCCCUGCGGGGGUCGCCGCAGGGCGCGGCCGCCGAGUUGGGCGCCGGCCUCCUGGCCCCGGCCGCCGCGUCCUCGCGCGCCGGCCUCGCGCCCCCGCUGGCGCUCGGCGCCUACUCUCCGGGCCAGAGCUCCCUGUACGGCUCCCCCUGCAGCCAGAGCCCGGGCGCGGGCAGCUCGGGCGGGGGUGGGGGCGGAGGGGCGGGGGGCGCCGGGACCUACCACUGCAACCUGCAGGCCAUGAGCCUGUACGCGGCCGGGGAGCGCGGCGGCCACGUGCAGGGCGCGCCCGCGGGCUCUGGCGGCUCCUCGGUGGACGACCCCCUGCCCGACUACUCCCUGCCCCCGGCCACCAGCAGCAGCUCCUCGUCCCUGGGCCACGGCGCCGGCGGCGGCCAGGAGGCCGGCCACCACCCUGCGGCCCACCAAGGCCGCCUGGCCUCGUGGUACCUGAACCAGGCGGGCGGGGACCUGGGCCACCUGGCCAGCGCGGCGGCGGCGGCGGCCGCGGGCUACCCGGGCCAGCAGCAGAACUUCCACUCGGUGCGGGAGAUGUUCGAGUCGCAGAGGAUCGGCCUGAACAACUCCCCGGUGAACGGGAACAGCAGCUGUCAGAUGACCUUCCCCUCGGGCCAGUCCCUGUACCGCACGUCCGGGGCCUUCGUCUACGACUGCAGCAAGUUCUGACCCCCCCCCCGCCCCCCCAGCCCGCCUCCCAGCCCCACUGAACCGGACCCCGGCGCAGGAGCAGCCCAGAGAACCCUCGAGGCAAAACCGAAACCAAAAAAGCCCACUUUGAAAAGCAAAAGCUCACCACACCGGAGAACAGAAUCCCUCCCAACUUCCAACCCACCAGCACGAAGAAAAGUCUUUUCCUAAAAGAUGGAUUGGGAGCCACCUCCACGUCGCCUUGUCUGAAUAAACAAAACCUAAACUGUUCUAUACAGAGACAGCAGAGUCGGGCUUUGCUAGAGGACAGUGUUAACUCCAGACAGCACGUAAGUUUCUUCUUCUUCCCAGAGAGCAGGCUUUCCUCCUCCCUGCAUCCCUGCCGCCUCCUGCUUCGCCUCUCACCUGUAAGAUACUAUUUUAUCCUCUGUCGAAAGGAGGGGGGAGUCCCUGUUUAUGAACGUGGCUUUCUUUUUAUUCAUGGACUUGUUUUAAAAUGUAAAUUGCAACAUAGUAAUUUAUUUUUAAUUUGUAGUUGGAUGUCGUGGACCAAACGCCAGAAAGUGUUUCCAAAACCUGACGUUAAAUUGCCUGAAACCUUAAAUUGUGCUUUUUUUCAUUAUAAAAGGGCAACUGUACUCACCUUAUCCUAUCUUUCCUUUUGUCGAACAUAUUCAUUGUUUGUUUAUUAAUAAAUUACCCUUCCGUUUGAAUGAGACCUAUAUGUCUGGAUACUUUAAUGCAGCCUUAAUUAUUAUAAGAAAAAAAUUUCAGAGAUUAAAACACUAUAAUUUUACUGAUUCUCCUGCUAAAUCUAUGAAAGAGUAGAGAAACCCUCUGACGAUUCCUUGUCAAAUUUCACAUGAAAGUCUUUUUGUUCAGAUUUUUUUUUCCUGCAGCGUUUUCUGCACCGUGUCCUGUAUAGUCCGCUUGCUUCGUGGCUAGGGAAAAGAUAUUUCCCAAAACAGACCUGAGUUGGCAUUUACACAAGCACAUUUUCUCAGUCAGGGAGGACAUGGUCUGGAAAUUUAAAGCCCAGGAAUCCGCGGCGGCCUUAGCACAGUGGUACCUGUGUGUGGAGAGGUGACGGUGACUCCGGCUCCACACAGAUGAAUAUUUGGCUUGUGCAUCGCACAAAACACAGCGAGGUGUACUAGACACCCCUGUGAGGCCAAUGCUGGAUGCAUGUUUGUUUGUUUUUUUUUUUUCCCUGUUAACUUCCCUCUUUUUUUAAGAGGAAAAAUAAAGCAGCUUUUAAAUGAAUGUAUAUAACUCACCCACAUCGGCGAUCCUUCAUGUCUUCUGAAGAUGGAUUGAUUUUUUAAAAAUCAAGUGUACCGAGGGUUGGAAAGGGAUACUUAAUCUUUGGGAGGCUAUUUUAGAAGAUAUGUUUGUAGCACAAUUUAUUUUUUGAAAAAGACGGAAAGCGCUUAAUGGGAAGGAAGGGGCACAGAACAGAGCCUUGUGGUCCAGGAGGUUUCUUUUCAAUCCAAUUUUUCGUGUUAAUUUACAGUUAAACCUAGGGGGCAAUGCGGAUCGGCCCUCCCCCUUUGUAAAUAACCCAGGAAAUGUAAUAAAUUCAUUAUCUUAGGGUGAUCUGCCCUGUCAAUCAGACUUUGGGGAGAUGGCGAUUUGAUUACAGACAUUCAGGGCCUUUCCGUUUGUGUUCCAGAUAAUAAGGUUCCCUGCUAUCUGCCGCUCGGAUCUAGAGGCAACACUUAGCAGUAAUUGCUGUUGCUUGUUGUCAAAAUUUGAUCAUUGUUAAAGGAUUGCUGCAAAUAAAUACACUCGACUUCCAGUCAAAAA